GUAGAUGGGCCUAUAACUGGGAGAGCUUAUAUAAGCAGCAGUUGUGGUAUUAGAUAAAACUAAGACAGGGUCCAAUCGCAGAAGUAUUUUGUGCAGCUGAACGUUUUUGUUUGCAAUAAAGUGCAUAUUUUUCAGAUGCCUACAGAGACCUUUAUUUUUCUUUGUCUAGGAAAAUGGAUCAGUAGUGCUUUAAAAAACCUUCAUCUGCGUCCAUGACAGGUACAAUUCAGUGACAAUUGCCAAGUGAAUUUCAAAAAAUGUCACAUCGAUAUCUAAACGAAGUAGAAAUGGAACUGAUCUUAUGAGCGGAAAUGUUUCAUCACCAGCAAGAACCUCAAACUCAACCUGUCUAGCCACAUUUUAUUUUGAAUAAGAAAGGGAAAUGUCCCGCUGCUCGAGCAUGACAUCUUCAUCAAAGAUGAAUAAAUCAUUGACGAUAUGUUUUGUUAGAUGUGCUGGUUCGGUCGAUUACGCCUCUACGACCUCUUUAUACGAACGGUGAAGAUAGUUGGAUGUAGUCAAACGCAUGGACAAAAUGAAUAAUCCUCAGUUGAAAGAACUGGAAUCUGGGCGAAUUCAUUGUAGUGAAUCAAGCAAACGAGGUGGAUUAUGAAUCAACAUCAAGGACAAGGGAGGUAAGCUAUAUUAUCAAAAGGUUAGCAAGGAACUGAUCCUGUAACUUGCUCUUGAAAUUUAAAUCCCUUCAAAAUUAAAAACGACUGGCAUAACGGUUCACUUAGCAAGCACUUAUUUAUCACACACAUUUAACGUAACUUGUUGGAUUUCCUUAUGAACUGGAGAUCAAUGCACAAAUAGCUAACUGGGCAGAAAACACACAGACUAUCUGCCCUGUAAAGUGCAAGAUUUUUAAGCUUUCAUCGGAACCUCCAAGAAACGACGGUGAUUUUUCUUUUACUUGUCGUUACCUGUCUGAGUUCACGAAAACACAAAAGGGACCAUUUGAUGGAUCCAUCUUAAAACUAUGUGGGCCUCACGUUAAAGAAGUAUUAGUCAGAACCACCAGGUUUUAAUGUAAAGUGACAUGAAAAUUCUGGUUUGCAAGUCAAAAAUAAUAUCAAGGCGGGAAACUAUGUAUUUUUUCUCCCAAGCCACUAAUGUUACCGCUUUCUUUUGUUGAAAACCGCUCUAAUCUAGAGUAAUACCUCGACCAUUUUGAUAAAGCCAUGAGUUCAAGCCACAAUCACAAUGUUUUUGCACAAUGAAGUUUAUUAAGGUGGAUAAUUUUCAAUUAGUUCACAUAGUCACUAAUCGUUUCUUUCGAAACCACUCUGUUAAUCCAAUUGUAAAAUGAGAACGCGAAGGUGCCCGAAAAGGACUGAACGCGACUUCAGGUGCUCGAUUUGCCUCUCUGACAUUGGGCAAGGUGGUCCGUUGUCAAAAUCUGCCUAUUAUUGUUUUAAUUAUUGUUCCAAUAGCAUAAUUUAAGCAACAACCAAAGCAGCAGAUCAGUAAUCGUUCAGAAACUGAAAGUAAAAAUCCCAGCUUCUUAAACGUAUUGUGGCAGCUGACCUCACUUCCGUAUCACUUGUAGCUCAGUGGUUAGAGUAUCUGAACCAGAACUCGGAGGGCCGUGAGUUCGAUUCUCGCCGGGAGCUCGGAAUUUUUUUCAGAUUUCUGGUGUUAGAUUUCUCUUUCUUCCAAAUUAUACAGUAAAAAGACCUUUUUUAUAAAGCGCAGAAGGAGGAAAACACAAACAAAAGAAGCAGAAAGGUAAAAUUGCAAAAUUUUCUUAAAUAUCACAUAAAUGAAACAUAGUUGUUGGCAAUCAUAUCAAAAGGUUCCGCGCGGACGGUACAGCUCCCGCGUAACCGCCUGCAAUUGCAUUGUCGCCUUAAAAAGCAAUAAAGUAAGAACAAUCCGACAGAAAUCCCAACAAAGUAAAGUAAAUACUUCUGACAGCGCGACCAAGGGGAGAGGUGAAUGUGACUGACUAGAGUGAGAAGUCUAAAUCAAAACGUCGAAUCUGUUUAGGCAAGUAAUUCGUUACCAAAAGAGGGAACUACCCUGAUUAACUAACAACUGUACUCCAAAUAUACACUAUACGAGUACUCUGAAUUACCUCUACGCAAAGAAAACAGAAUGGAGUGUUGUAUACGUGCUGUUUCUUGGGCGAGUGGAGAAGUAAGGAGGUUAUAGGCGGAAAAAGUAAGUGUAGGAGACAAAACAAUAUUUCACUAUGACUGAAACGUAAGGGAUGAACGGAAACGUUUAAUAUAACCUCAAGUUACGAUUAACGGUUUCUCUUUGAUCACGAAUCCAAGCAGCUAUUGAAAUCGAAACCCUUACUAACGCAUGACAGAGUCUUAAGCAUGAGAUUUUACAUCAAACAGCGUCCAACCAAAGGCAAUACAUCGGUAAAAUCUAAAAGUUUGCAUGCGGAAAUGCGACGAGAGUAUUCAAAAGUGCGACACACAUUCAGAAAACUCGAAAACCGAGUUUUUCUUUUUUGUUUGUUGAAUUAGUAGUCAUUUGUUAGGAUUCUACAGCUGGUUUAAAGCGUUCUGACAAACAAUUCCGUUAUCAUUUUUUAAUGUACGUUAACUUAACCGAUCAAAGGCAAAGGAGAAUUUGAUCCUGCACCUCCACCUGAACUCUGUCGAAACAGGUAACCAGUUUGGUUUUCCGCCACGAUACUUACAGGUCAUAAGUGGAUUUUUUUUUCCUGAAGAAUGGCGCAAAAUAUUAAAAACAAAUAAAAACUCUAUCUCUUCAAAAACUCAUGAUCUAAUCCAAACUGAUUUCAAGUUACGUAUUGAAGGGAAAAAAGUCAAUUUCCAAAAUCUUAAAUCAAAGUCAUUAUAUGACAGUUUUGUUUCUAAGAUAUCCAGUAUACCAACAGCGCAAAAGAAAUAUAACGAAGCUUUCAGCACACACACAUUUCAGUUGGACUGGGAAAAGAUAUAUCUACUGCCCUUCAAAACAACAUUGGAUACUAAAUUAAGAGAAUUCCAAUAUAAAAUAUUAAACAGGAUCUUAUACACGAACAAGAUGCUGUUUAAGUUCAAAAAAGUAGAUUCUCCCUUGUGCGAUUUUUGUGAAAAGGAGUUGGAGACCAUAGAACAUCUCUUUUCCAUUGUACAAAAAAGUAAGCAUGUUUUGGAAUGAUUUAAAGUCUGUACUUGAUUCUUUUAAUAUAACUAUUAGGUUUGAUAUCAUGAAUGUCCUUUUUGGGAUCUUAGAUACAGAUAAUAUAAGCAUUCUAGCCAAUUACAUCAUUCUUGAAAGCAAAUAUUUUAUUUACCGCUGUAAGUUAAAUAAGGGCUGUUUAUGUGUAAGACUGUUAGUCGAUAAAUUUAAAAAAACGUUUCAAACCGAACGUUUUAUCGCGAAAGGAAACAACAAAAUCCAUUUCCAUGAUAAAAAAUGGAAGCCGUUACUCCCAUUAAUACAACAGUAGCUGUUAUCCAAACUUCGUUUUUCUAAUACUCCCUGUAUUACUCUGUAUUUUAAGUUCAAGUCGAAUAAGUUAUGUAAGCCUUGUAGUGUAGUGCAGUGUAGCUUUUUAUUUAUUUAUUCUAUUUUCUUUUUUUUUUUUUUUAAUUAAGGUAGUUGUUGUAAAUUUUGUAAUGUUUGUAUGUUUCGAUCUGUAUGUUGUUUGUACUAUACCUGUAAAAAGAAAAUAAAUAAAUAAAAUACAAAAAAAAUAAAUAAGUGGAUUUGCUAAAUCUUAAUUUGCAUCGAGCGUACAAACCCACUUCCCUAGCUCACCCACUCCCCCCUGCCCCCAAAAAAACAAAAACAAAAAUGAAGGCGCGAUCUUUUGACAGUGCUUUCUGGACUAACUCGGCAAAUUUUGGUAAGGCUAGGCUACUACGUUCAUUCUCCAUUUAUAUAAACGCCUUUCCUUGGUUUUUAGGUAGUGGUGACCACUCCUUCUUUAAAGCAGAGCGGAAGAGACGGGUAAUACGUAGGAAAAGUCACCAACAUGAGUAUUAAUUUGGAGUUCCUCUAAUUUAUUUUCUUAGUGAGAACGGACCAAAAUUUGCGUACUUCCAACUGCCCACAAACAGUGAUUCCGGAGACACAAGCUUCUGACUCAAGCGCCUCAACACUGAACGCCUGGAACAGGCCAACUCUUGUAAAAAAAAACUGCCAUCUCUUUACGGCCGCUGAAUAUGAGGUGAAACCUUCCGAGUGA
This is a messenger RNA of Porites lobata, 4159 nucleotides long. Lineage: Eukaryota; Metazoa; Cnidaria; Anthozoa; Scleractinia; Poritidae. The record is from the annotation of a GenBank genome assembly.